Messenger RNA from Hippopotamus amphibius kiboko, 309 nucleotides. RefSeq names its product chemokine-like protein TAFA-3. The record is from RefSeq and is a predicted model, not a curated record. Bases 1 to 309 code for a protein of 102 amino acids. Gene Ontology annotation, molecular function: receptor ligand activity. The transcript has 2 exons. Gene Ontology annotation, biological process: neuroblast differentiation; negative regulation of microglial cell activation; regulation of neuroblast proliferation. Lineage: Eukaryota; Metazoa; Chordata; Mammalia; Artiodactyla; Hippopotamidae.
AUGGACUGGAUUCAACAUCCAGUCCCUGUGAAGCAGGGCACCUGCGAGGUGAUUGCCGCUCACCGCUGCUGUAACCAGAACCGCAUCGAGGAGCGCUCCCAGACUGUCAAAUGCUCUUGCUUCUCUGGCCACGUGGCUGGCACCACCCGGGCAAAGCCCUCCUGCGUGGAUGCCUCCAUCAUCCUGCAGAAGUGGUGGUGUCAGAUGGAGCCCUGCCUGCCGGGGGAGGAGUGUAAAGUGCUCCCGGACCUGUCGGGAUGGAGCUGCAGUAGUGGACACAAAGUCAAAACCACCAAGGUCACACGAUAG